This is a messenger RNA of Odontomachus brunneus, 792 nucleotides long. RefSeq lists its product as uncharacterized. The record is from RefSeq and is a predicted model, not a curated record. The coding region runs from base 105 to 494 and encodes 129 amino acids. The transcript is spliced from 6 exons. Lineage: Eukaryota; Metazoa; Arthropoda; Insecta; Hymenoptera; Formicidae.
GAAUAUCUUAUAAAUGCGCGACAGCAGUUUAAAUGUAUCACAGUAUACGGUAGAAUCACUCGCGUGCUGCAAUUAGUACCUUCCGAGGAGUCUAAGAAGUAAGAAUGAAGACCGUCGCGAUAAUCUCGAGUGUGUUUGCCCUCGCAACGGUGAUUUACAGUGCCGACCCGAUUGCGCUACAGAAAUUCCGGAAAAAUUAUAAGAAUUGCGCUCAAAUGAUGAAUGUUUCAACUGAGGCCCAAAUACAGGUGGCCUUAUGUGCAGUAAUCCAGGAAGGUGACAUAAUAUACGCAAAUGGAGAAUACAAUAAAAACAUAAUUUUAGGCAAAUUUGAAAAAUGGAUUUCUAACCCGGUCAAUUUGCAACGAGCACAAGAGAAAUUUCUCAGAUGCGAUUAUGAGGCGACUCGAAGCGGAGCAUACGGUAUAGCAAAGACGAUGCAAGUCUCAAUAUGCGUGACGCCAGUUAUAUCUCUUAUAAUGCAAGAAAUGUGAAAAUGGAGAAUAGAUUCUCUUCAAAGUAUAGUGAACAAAACGUUAUCUAUGAAAAGAAAUUUUAAUUAUGAAUGAAUAUGAUUAAUUAUCUUUUGCAUUUUAAACGAAAAUUUACUGAAACAGAGAUAAAAAUUCCUAAAAAAACCGUGUGCAAUGCGCCGCAAAGGAGACAAACCUACUCUGUAAGUAAUAAAAUUCACAAUGUUCAGUUGUAAUUAGUAUAUAAGAAAAAAAUUUUCUUAAUAAAAAUUUUCAUAAUAAAAAUAGUCUAGUAAAAUCGGAGAUUCAAAACCUAAAA